Messenger RNA from Leptopilina boulardi, 1573 nucleotides. It is a transcript of the gene Dhps, whose product is annotated as probable deoxyhypusine synthase. Gene Ontology annotation, biological process: peptidyl-hypusine biosynthetic process. The transcript has 8 exons. The record is from RefSeq and is a predicted model, not a curated record. Bases 159 to 1319 code for a protein of 386 amino acids. Lineage: Eukaryota; Metazoa; Arthropoda; Insecta; Hymenoptera; Figitidae. Gene Ontology annotation, molecular function: deoxyhypusine synthase activity. Gene Ontology annotation, cellular component: cytoplasm.
CCAACCCUGACUCGGUAACUAACAUUCGAACUAGUGACUUGGGGAUAAUAUCAUGAGUCGAUUCUGUUCAUGACUGUAGAUCGAGAAGCACAUGUGCGGCUUGUUUGGCUGUCAUUGUAUUUUAAAUAGCAGAUAAUUCUUGUUUUCAUAGAAUAAUUAUGGAUAGUCAAAUUACUAAAUCUCAUUCAUUGGAAACUAUGAAAGAAAAUAAGGACAAUUUCAUUGACAAAGUAUCAGAUGAAUUGAAAAAAGCUGUUUUAUUAGAAAGUGAUCCACUUCCUUCCUCCACACCUGUUGUAAAAGGUUUUGAUUGGAACAGUGGUGUUAAUUACGAUGCACUAUUAAAAAGUUACACACAAACAGGAUUUCAAGCAACAAAUUUUGGCUUAGCUGUAGAAGAAAUCAAAAAAAUGUUAACAGCACGAAAUGUCAGUUUAGAUAAAGAACAAAUAGAUUCAUUUGAAGAAGAUGAAUUUAUUAAAAGAAAACAUUCUUGUACUAUUUUCUUGGGAUAUACAUCAAACAUGGCGUCAUGUGGAAUUCGUGACACAAUACGAUUUUUAGUUCAACAUAAACUAAUUGAUUGUAUUGUAACAACAGCCGGCGGUGUCGAGGAAGAUUUAAUUAAAUGUUUAGCACCAACAUACAUUGGAGAUUUUUCAUUAGAUGGAAAAUUCCUUAGAGAUAAAGGAAUUAAUCGUAUUGGAAAUUUAUUAGUUCCUAAUAAUAAUUAUUGUCUUUUUGAAGAUUGGGUUAUGCCUAAAUUUGACGAAAUGUUGAGGGAACAAAAAGAAAAGGGGAUGCUGUGGACUCCAUCUAAAAUCAUUGAAAAAUUAGGUAAUGACAUAAAUAAUACGGAAUCAAUUUGUUACUGGGCUGCUAAAAAUAAAAUUCCAAUAUUCAGCCCUGCUUUAACUGACGGUAGUCUUGGUGAUAUGAUGUAUUUUCAUUCGUUUCGAAAUCCAGGAUUAGUUGUCGAUAUUUUAUCAGAUUUAAGACGAUUGAAUACUAUGUCGGUAAAAGCCGUUAAUACUGGAAUUAUUAUCAUUGGAGGCGGUGUUGUGAAACAUCAUAUUUGUAAUGCAAAUCUAAUGAGGAAUGGUGCUGAUUAUUCUGUAUUUAUCAACACAUCUUCUGAAUUCGAUGGCAGUGAUAGUGGUGCUCGACCUGACGAAGCUGUUUCCUGGGGAAAAAUUCGCAAAGAAGCUACUCCAGUAAAGAUUUAUGCUGAAGCAACCUUAAUUUUUCCUCUUCUUGUGGGAGAAACAUUCGCUAAACAUUAUCAUUCCUCUAAAGUGAAAACUGUGUCAGAUGUUUAAAAUAAUUUAAAUUAUUUAAAAAAACACAUUCUUAAUUAUAAUAGACAUAAUUUUUUUUAUUUCAAAAUAUAAACUAAGCAAUCAGUUAUUGUUUUUAUAUUUCUAUAGUGUUUUUUAUUGCAAGUGAAUUUUAUAAUGAAAAUAAAAUAAGUGCUCCCUGUAUUUUAAAUAUCCCGAUAAGGAUUCAACGAAUAACGAGUUAUUGUCGUUUUUUUAAAAAAUUAAAUUAAAAAAUAAAUUUUUUAAAAAUUAAA